AAAGAGCCCAGUCUGCAAAGUGCGCAUCACGGUGAUACCAAUCUUGGGCGCCGCGCCCGCGGAGGACCCGGGGCUGCCCGCACCGCCGGGCGCCGUCGGCGGGCCCCUCCCUGUGUUUUGGGGCCGUCGGUCCGGGCCCUCUGGUCGUCGAGAGGCGCGCUUUGUCGCGCUGCCCGGUUGCUGCUCGGUUGCCGCUGGGUCGAACGGUCGCGCGCGCUUCGUCGCGCCGCCCGACGGCGCCAUGCGCGAGCCCGGCUGGGACCGCGGCUCCUACGAGGCCUACGGCGGCUUCCAGGAAACGCCGCCGGGCGCGCCGCAGUCGAGCGAGGCGUGCCGGCGGCUGGACCCGACCUACGCCGCGCGGCCGCCGCCCGUCGCGCCGCCCGGCCGGCCGCCGGGCUACGCGCCCGCGCCGCCGCCGCCCCCCAUGCCGGGCGCGGGCCUCUGGCCCGACAUGGGCCUCUGGGGCGGCGCGCUCCAGCCGCCCCCGGCGCGGCCACGCGAUCCGCAGCCGGCCUGGGCCGCGUACGUCACGGGCGUGCCCGUGGACAUGCGCGGCGAUCGACUUAGAAGGGCCUUCGAGGCGUACGGCCCGGUCGUGAGGGUCGAGCCUUUACCGAUACGGUACCCGAAGCGCGGCGCGCGGUCCGCCAUUGUGGUGUUUGGGGACGCCCAGUCGCUGGAGCGGGCCAUGCGCGCCGCACCUUUGAGGGUCGACGGCGCGCGACUCGGCGUGCGCAAGUUCGGCGACCCCGAGCCGUCGCAGCAGGCGGAGGGCUCGGCGAACGCCGUCGGACGGCAGGAGCGCCACGCUUUAGCUGCCGCUGGUUUAGUUGUUUUCGCCGGCGGCGUGCCGGCUGCUUGCGGCGACGCAGAAAUUAAAGCCGCCUUCGAGUGCUACGGCCAGGUGUCGCGGGCCUGGUCCUUCCCCGCGAACGGGUCGGGCGACGGCGUUAGAGCUAGAUGUGCUUUUGUGGUUUUCUCGGACACGUCUUCCGCGUCGCGGGCCAUAGCUUCGGCGCGCGAGGGCGGGAGAUUGCGGCUGCGCGGGCGGGCCUUAGCCGUCGAGCGGCCCGCCGGCGCGCCCGAGGACAUCGACGAGCCGCGACGCGGGACGUACGACGCGGCGCCCGCGGCGUACGCGCCGCCCCCGCACGACCCGAACGCGCCGCCGCGCCUCGCGACGGAGCCCGGGCGUUUAGGAUUGCCCCUCGCGGCGCUCUCGCUCGCCGACGUGCCCGUCGACCAGCGGCCGCUCGGCGGCUGAAAACUUAUCCCCUUCCCCCCAUCGACAACAAUUCGCUACGACAAACAAAUAUUGCUGCUGACACGGCUUGACGCCGGCGCCCGCUCGUUUCACACGGGCGCCAGGAAUACCCUUACUCUCUUAAGUUACAAGUGAGAUUG
This is a messenger RNA of Pelagomonas calceolata, 1407 nucleotides long. Lineage: Eukaryota; Pelagophyceae; Pelagomonadales; Pelagomonadaceae. The record is from the annotation of a GenBank genome assembly.